Messenger RNA from Stylonychia lemnae, 882 nucleotides. The record is from the annotation of a GenBank genome assembly. Lineage: Eukaryota; Ciliophora; Spirotrichea; Sporadotrichida; Oxytrichidae.
AUGGAUAACUAGUCCAACAAGCUACAACUAUUCAAGAACGUUGGCUUUAGUCAAAAUUCGAAUAGGGUUAAUCACUCAUUUUCAGUCAACAAGCCAGAAAAUAACAAAAUGAAUAACAGCUUUCACAUUAAACUACCUGAAAUACAUAGAAUGUCCAUUAAGACGAGAGAUUAAAAUGAGCUUAAAAUUAACACCAUGCAUACUCUCAGGCUUUUUGAAUUUGAUGUACCGAGAUAAUACUCUCACAGCAGCUACCUUAAAUAAAGAGAAGACAAUGAAGAGAUUGAAAAAGUAAAUAAACUCUCAAAAAAUGAACUUCUGCAUAUUUUGGAAUCAAAGAGAACUACAAUUAUGCAAGAGCAGAAGGUCAUUUAUAUCUAGAGAACAUAUAGAUAGAUUUAAGCCGAUUAUAGGGAAAAAAUAAGAUAGUAACAGCUUUAGUAAGAAAUGGAAUUACAAAGAAAGAAAAACGAAUGUGCCUUCAGGAUAUAGAAGAGAUGGAGGAUUGUUUAAAAGAAACUAUAAGAAGAAUUAAUGAUUAGAAAAGCAGCAGCAACCUAAGUUCUUUAGAAAUUUAUCAAGAAAAGAUAAGUAAAAAUGCGAUUAGAAAGAGAGAGGUAGUAGAAAUUACUUGAAGAAUAGAUGAGAUAGCAUUAGAGAGAGAGUGCUUAAAUUAAGAUUAGAUAUUACUGGAGGAAAUUCAAGAAGCAAGUGCUUUCACAGAAGAACAAAAAUAAAAACAACAAAAAUGCAGGUAAACAAACAAAUAAAAAUCAAGCGAAUAAAAGGGGUGGCCCAAGAAAUAGUACUAAUGCCUAGUAGUAGGUUUAUAAUCCAAAGAACGUAGUAUCAACUCAUAAAUCUACCAAAUUGUAAUAGUGA